AUGGCGUCGAAGCCGAAAUCGCCCCAUUCCCGUGCCUGGGAAGCUCUCACGCCGCCCCUCUCGGAAUGGAUCCUGGAUGCGGUCGCUUCUCAAGGGUUCAGUCGCAUGACUCCCGUCCAAGCAUCUACCAUUCCGCUGUUUAUGGGCCAUAAAGAUGUGGUCGUGGAAGCUGUAACAGGCAGCGGGAAGACUAUGGCAUUCUUGAUUCCCAUUGUCGAGAAACUGUUGAGAUUGGAAGCUCCGAUCAAGAAGCACCAUGUUGGAGCUAUCAUUGUCUCCCCAACACGAGAACUAGCUGAGCAAAUAUACAAAGUCCUACUUUCGCUUCUAGCAUUCCACCCCCCAUCAGCCGCCGCGAUACAGCCCGCGAACCCCGACGGCACCGAAGACAGUACCAACCUGCCUAUACCAAAGUCAUCAUCCACCUUGAAAGUAGUCCCUCAGCUACUCCUGGGGGGAACCACAACUCCGGCACAGGACCUAAGUGCCUUUUUGAAACAUUCCCCGAACCUGCUCGUCUCCACGCCCGGCCGAUUAUUAGAGCUCCUCAAAUCACCCCAUGUCCAUUGCCCCCAAACCUCGUUCGAAGUUCUUGUUCUUGAUGAAGCAGACAGGCUCCUAGAUUUAGGAUUCAAAGAUGACCUACAGAAGAUUCUCGCCCGAUUGCCCAAACAGAGACGGACUGGCUUAUUCAGUGCUACCGUGAGUGACGCGGUAGAUCAGAUCAUCCGGGUAGGAUUGCGGAAUCCUGUGAAGAUUGCGGUUAAAGUGAAAGGGGCAUCUGGAACAGAUGACAAGCGUACCCCAGCCAGCCUGCAAAUGACAUAUCUUCUCACACGUGCGUCUCAAAAGCUGCCAGCAGUCAAUCAGAUUCUAUCGUCAAUAGAAUCUACUCCCCAGAAAACUAUUCUCUAUUUCUCCACAUGUGCGGCUGUCGACUACUGGAGCCAUAUAAUGCCAUCUUUACUACCCGAAACAUUCGUCACGAUACCCCUUCAUGGAAAACAUCCUCCAAAUGUUCGACAAAAGAACUUUACCCGCUUCGCUAAUUCAAUAUCCCCGUCAGUUUUACUAACCACGGACGUUGCUGCGCGAGGGCUAGAUAUCCCACUCGUCGACUUGGUCAUCCAAAUCGACCCUCCCACAGAUCCCAAAGCUUACCUUCACCGAUGUGGUCGUGCGGGACGUGCAGGGCGCCGUGGGUUAAGUGUCAUUAUGAUCUGCCCCGGGCGAGAAGAGGACUACAUCCCCUUUCUCGAAGUUCGCAAGACCCCAGUAUCCCCUCUUGAAUCUCCUCCUAUAUCAUUCUCUGACUCCAUUGUCAUGGAAACCUCCAACAAAAUCCGUCAAAUCGUCCUACAUGACCGUGCGCUACACGAUAAGGCCCAAAGGGCCUUUGUUAGCUGGGUACGCAGUUACACCAAGCACCAAGCUCGCAGUAUCUUUCGCGUCACAGACAUAGACUGGGAAGAAGCGGGUUGUGCCUGGGGCUUACUCAAGCUCCCAAAAAUGCCCGAGCUACAGAAAUUCACUGGGGAUCGAAGCCUCGGGGUAAAUCUCGACUGGGACAAGUAUUCAUACAAAGACAAACAACGAGAAAAACACCGUCAAGAAUCUUUAAACCCCACAACCAAGACGGCGGCUGACAAUCCUCUUAAACGGCCUGCCCCAUCAUCCGCUUCAAACGACCCAUUGCCGUGGAGCAAAACCCACGAGAAGAAAUCCGAAAAAGAAAAACGGCGCGAAUCCAAACGCGCAAAGAAAGAAAGAGAGCAUUGGGAGAAAAUGACAGACGAACAAAAAGCCAGCGUGCGGGAGACGCAACAAAUGCUUGAAAAACUCCGCAGAGUAAACCAACAAAAGGUCAAAGGGGAGACGGAUGCCUCCAACGACGUCUCUAAGCCCAGGGAAAUGGAACUCGGAGACGAGUCCGAGUUUGAAGGAUUCGAUUGA
Messenger RNA from Uncinocarpus reesii 1704, 1953 nucleotides. RefSeq lists its product as uncharacterized. The transcript is spliced from 3 exons. Lineage: Eukaryota; Fungi; Ascomycota; Eurotiomycetes; Onygenales; Onygenaceae. The coding region runs from base 1 to 1953 and encodes 650 amino acids. Gene Ontology annotation, molecular function: ATP binding; nucleic acid binding; RNA helicase activity. Gene Ontology annotation, cellular component: nucleolus. The record is from RefSeq and is a predicted model, not a curated record.